Mesoplodon densirostris (Blainville's beaked whale) is the source of this 1152-nucleotide messenger RNA. Its product is annotated as NADH-cytochrome b5 reductase 2. Gene Ontology annotation, cellular component: mitochondrion. Gene Ontology annotation, molecular function: FAD binding; oxidoreductase activity. NCBI's taxonomy places the organism in Eukaryota, Metazoa, Chordata, Mammalia, Artiodactyla, Ziphiidae. The record is from RefSeq and is a predicted model, not a curated record.
AUGUUCGGUGUCUGGGUCCGGGUGACUUCCCGGCGGCGGCUAGACGGCCCGGCGGGAAGAGGCCCGAGACGAGGGGGCGGGCAGGAGCCGGGCGGAGUCCGCCGGGGCCCGGGAACCUGGACAGGCUGGGGGAGAGGGCUGGCAGCCAGUGUCUGUCAGCAGCGGCCCGCGAAGGGCGGGGUGGGCGCUGGGCCGGGCGGAGCCGGAGGAGGCCUGGCGCUGGCCUGGGGCGGUGUUGGUGUGUCCCGAGGCGCCAAGGACACAUCCCUGCUCCUCGCCAUCACUGUUAUUGGGACCACUGUGCUCCUGUUGGCCCCGAAGAACAAGAACAUAAGGAAGAGACGUCCUAUAACCUUACAGCACCCUGAAGCCAAGUUCCUGCUGGCCCUGACUGAGAAAGAGCAAAUCAGCUACAACACUCGAAGGUUCCGCUUUGGACUGCCCUCGCCGGACCAUGCCUUAGGGCUUCCCGUAGGUAACUAUGUUAAUCUCUUGGCCAAAAUUGAUAGUGUGUUGGUGGUCAGGGCUUACACGCCUGUGUCCAGUGAUGAGGAUCUAGGCUUUGUGGACUUAAUUAUCAAGAUCUACUUCAAAAAUGUACACCCUAAUCAUCCAAAAGGGGGGAAGAUGACUCAGUACUUGGAGAACAUGAAAACUGGGGACACCAUCCUUUUUCAAGGGCCAUCCGGGCGCCUGUUCUAUCAUGGGUCAGGGAAGUUUGCGUUCAAACCAUACAAAACGAGUGAGCUUGAAAAUAAACUGGUCCAUCACCUGGGAAUGAUUGCUGGGGGCACAGGGGUUACACCCAUGCUGCAGCUCAUCCGCUGCAUCACCAAGAAGCCCAGUGACAAGACCAGGAUGUCCCUCGUCUGUGCCAACCAGACAGAGGAGGAGAUCUUGGUGAGAAAGGAGCUUGAGGAAGUUGCCAGAACUCACCCAAAGCGGUUCAACCUGUGGUACACCCUGGACAAGCCUCCUGUUGGCUGGAAGUAGUCAGGCUUCAUUACUGAGGACACGAUCAAGGAGCAUCUCCCUCCUCCUGGGAGGUUCUCAUUCAUCCUGGUGUGUGGCCCACCACCCCUGAUCCAGAGAGCCACACACCCUAACUUGGAGAAACUGGGUUACACCGAGGACAUGAUUUUCACCUACUAA